This is a messenger RNA of Cuscuta campestris, 1047 nucleotides long. The record is from the annotation of a GenBank genome assembly. NCBI's taxonomy places the organism in Eukaryota, Viridiplantae, Streptophyta, Magnoliopsida, Solanales, Convolvulaceae.
UCUUAAAUCUUAAUUUUGCCUCAAAGUGUCCGAAGGCGUGAAGAGAACUGAAACAGGAAGAGCAGAGCAGAGCAGAGCAGAUCGAAGAAUCCAUUCAGCCAUGAGUAACGAAUAUGAUUACUUGUUCAAACUGUUGCUGAUCGGCGACUCUUCCGUCGGGAAGUCUUGUCUUCUUCUCAGAUUCGCUGAUGAUUCGUAUGUGGACAGUUACAUUAGCACGAUUGGAGUUGAUUUUAAAAUUAGGACUGUGGAGCUUGAUGGGAAGACGGUCAAGCUCCAAAUUUGGGAUACUGCUGGCCAGGAGCGUUUUCGGACUAUUACAAGCAGCUACUAUCGUGGAGCACAUGGGAUUAUCAUUGUCUAUGACGUAACUGAAAUGGAGAGCUUCAACAAUGUCAAGCAAUGGCUGAAUGAAAUUGAUAGAUAUGCAAAUGAGAAUGUAUGCAAGCUCUUAGUAGGUAAUAAAUGUGAUAUGGUGGAGAACAAGGUUGUGAGCACAGAGACAGCAAAGGCAUUUGCCGAAGAGCUAGGCAUUCCUUUCCUCGAGACUAGUGCAAAAGAUUCCAUCAAUGUAGAGCAGGCUUUCUUAACCAUGGCUGGCGAGAUUAAGAAAAAGAUGGGUAGCCAGCAUGUGGGAAACAAGAAACCCGCAAGUGUUCAAAUCAAGGGACAGCCAAUUGACCAGCCGAAAAGCAACUGCUGUGCUUAACAACUCCCCUCAGGUUCUUGCUUUAUGUUUCUUGUUCAUGUUAACAAACACUGAAAGCAGAACACUGGCUUUGUUUUGUGCACAAAUAGUCUCAAAGCGCUAUCUUCUUCCCCUGUAACCGUUCACAGACGAUUGCUGCCUUGUGGGCAUCGCUCCUAACAUGUACUACUAUUAGCCAAGUGAUGAUUGUGUAACAUCUGUUUGUUUUUUUUUCAUGUUUUGAUAACUUUCUUUCUCCAGAAUUUGUCUAACCAUAUCUGGGGCAGUUCUCCAAUGCUUUAUUAUUAUAUAAUAAGUACUCCGUAGUAUUAUUAUUGUUAUAAAAUUUUAAUUUUUUU